Molecule: messenger RNA, 521 nt
Organism: Pan troglodytes (chimpanzee)
Lineage: Eukaryota; Metazoa; Chordata; Mammalia; Primates; Hominidae
Gene: ATOX1
Product: antioxidant 1 copper chaperone
Exons: 4
Coding region: 131-337 (68 amino acids)
Biological process (GO): copper ion transport
Cellular component (GO): cytosol
Molecular function (GO): copper chaperone activity; metal ion binding
Source: RefSeq, a predicted model, not a curated record
CCGGGCCCGGAGUGGGAGGGGCCUCCGGGACCAGGCCUCUAGCGCGCACUCUCGGAAGCGCAGCCGAACCCGCCCUCCGAAUCCAGAGAGGCGCUGCUGCCACCGCCGCCACACCGCCGCUCCCUCAGUCAUGCCGAAGCACGAGUUCUCUGUGGACAUGACCUGUGGAGGCUGUGCUGAAGCUGUCUCUCGGGUCCUCAAUAAGCUUGGAGGAGUUAAGUAUGACAUUGACCUGCCCAACAAGAAGGUCUGCAUUGAAUCUGAGCACAGCAUGGACACUCUGCUUGCAACCCUGAAGAAAACAGGAAAGACUGUUUCCUACCUUGGCCUUGAGUAGCAGGGGCCUGGUCCCCACAGCCCACAGGAUGGACCAAAGGGGGCAGGAUGCUGAUCCUCCCGCUGGCUUCCAGACAGACCUGGGACUUGGCAGUCAUGCCGGGUGAUGGUGUUCCUGCGGAGACCCUCAGUUGUCCUAUUCCUUCCUAGCUUCCCUGCAAUAAAAUCAAGCUGCUUUUGUUGGA